Molecule: messenger RNA, 459 nt
Organism: Microdochium trichocladiopsis
Lineage: Eukaryota; Fungi; Ascomycota; Sordariomycetes; Xylariales; Microdochiaceae
Exons: 3
Coding region: 1-459 (152 amino acids)
Source: RefSeq, a predicted model, not a curated record
AUGGCGUUGCGUGCUGCUGCUUCUUCAUCCCAUCUAGUAGAAUUAGCCCGCAAAUUUCCCGUUCUGUCUUCAGGAAUUGUUGUUUACCUGGUAGGAACUCAUUGGGUCGGUGCCGGGGUGGAGGCCCUCUAUGUUAUGCCUUAUGCGAGAGACAGAGAUUCAAAGCAGCAAAAGGGAAAGGCCAACAACUUGUGCCCGAUGCUGGACUCUUCCAGACAGGCCACUCAUACAUUCCAUUACAACUGGGAACAUGGCUAUUGGCACCUCAUAAGAGCGGUUCCUGCUUCUGCCCUUCCACCCUACCCUCAGCAAGCAUACAGCGGCUUCGACGCUGCUCAUCGCUCAUCACAGGCCAUGCCGUUGCGCAAGGCCGACUCAAAUGUCGAUAGUGCAGUCUUUCGUUGGAUAAAAGCAGCAGCUUUGGCCCAGUCUGACAGAGUCCCCCGAAAGCGCGGAUAA